AGAGUGGCAGGGGGGCGUAUAGAGGAGGGGCUACUAACGAGGAUGGGCUGUCCUGGGUUGCCCGGGUGGUGGUGGCCCUGCUGCCGGCUUCCUUACAAGAGUGGGCGGUUGAGAGUCUAGGUGUGGGAAGUGGCGGCAGCAGGAAACGAGGCAGGCAGGGGACGUCUAGGAAAAAGAAGGGGUCGGAAGGAGCAGCAGCAGCCGAAGCAGCAGGAGCAGGAGGAGAAGGUGGGUCACGAGCAGAAGAGAGAGAUGAGCUGGCCAAUGGGGUUGUGACAGCUGGACGGGAGAGCACAGGGGAAGAGGUGGGCGAGGAGGCAGCAGGGGGUGAAGCUGGAACAGGGAGACUCAGCAGAUUGCUAGGUAGUGUGGGCAAGCUGGGCAGUGGCAGCAGGCAGGGCAGUGCUGGCAAGGUGAUCUCCAGGCGAGGCAGCAGGGACGCUGAAGGUCCAGGGGAGGGCAUGGGGGGGAGCAGGGCUGAAGGCGACACAGCAAGUGAGGACGAGGGGGAGGAGGACGCGGAGGAGCGAGAAGAGGGGCGGUGGGUGGGCCGGAUGUUUGGGCGGCAGGUGGCGGUGAAGCGGCUGCUGUCGCAGUUCUACGAGCGGGCAAGGCAGGAGAUAGCGGCACUGAUAGCGACUGACGAGCAUCCCAACGUGGUGCGGUGCUUCGCCAUGGAGGAAGAUGAGUCAUUUGUGUAUGUCGCACUGGAAAGGUGCGCGUUCAACCUCACGGACCUGGUGCUGGCGUGCCGGGCUAACCUGGCUGCCGCUGCAGCAGCUGCAGCUGGUGCUGGUGCUGGUGGUGGUAGUGGAAGUGUUGCCAGUAGUGCAGAUGCUGCUGGGCCUUUCACCUCCUCCUCCUCCUCCACCUCCUCAGCUUCCUCCAACAGCAAGCCCACCAGUCCCUUCCACUCCUCCACAUCCACCACUGCCUCCUCUCUCUCCUCUUCCUCCUCCUCCUCCUCCUCCUCCUCCUCCUCCUCCACGCUCCCUUCCUCUGACCCCCCUCUGCAACUCAAAACCCCCUCGCUCUCGCUCCGCCUCUCGCCCUCCUCGUCAGCCGAGAGGGAAAUCAUAUCAGCAGCGCUGGAGCGGGUGCAAGCCUACUGCUCCUCCCAGGGCGUGGGCCUGCAAGCGCUGUGUCUGUGGGACGACAAGGGCCAGCCGACCCAGCAGCUGGUGGGGCUAUUGAGAGACAUUGCUAGUGGGCUUGCUUAUCUGCACGAUCAGAGAAUUGUGCACCGGGACUUGAAGCCGCACAACGUGCUCAUCUCCCUGCUGCUGCCCAGCCGCCACAGUCAGCACAGCAGACACCGGCAACGCGGGCAGUCCCGCUCAAAGGCGCAAGCAGUGGUGAAUGGGAAUAUGGUUGGGGUAACGCCGGGUGAGGACGUUGGGUCUCCUGCUGUGCCAUCAACAGCAGGAGGAGAUGCAGCAGCAGCAGGAUCAGCAGCAGGAUUAGCAGCAGCAGCAGGAUCAGCAGCAGGAUUAGCAGCAGCAUUAGCAGCAGCGGCAGCAGACUCUGGAACUCCCACCGUCACAGCUGCAGCAGCAGUCACAGCAUCAGCCGCCUCGGCCGCCACAGCAGCAGCUGCCAUGGCUCGGGCCAUACCUUUUCUGGAGGUUCGGAUGCGAGGGAAACUCUCAGACAUGGGGAUAAGCAAGAGGCUGGGCGACGGGGCGAGCUCCUUUGACACGAUGACAGCGGGGUCGGGCAGCAGCGGGUGGCAGGCGCCGGAACAGCUGGAGGAUGGGUCCCGGCUGACCAAGUCGGUGGACAUGUUUGCCUUCGGGUGCCUCAUGUUCUUCUGUGUGAGCGGCGGCAGCCACCCAUUUGGGGAGUGGUUUGAGCGCGACGCCAAUGUGCUGGCAGGGAAGGGGGAUCUUUUUCCCAUCGACCACGUGCCGGAGGCUGUGGAUCUCGUUGCAGCUCUGCUUGACAGGGACCCCGAGAAAAGGCCCCCAGCGCACCAGGUGCGGAGGCACCCCUUCUUCUGGCCAGCAGAGCAGCGACUGGCCUUCCUGCGAGAUGCCAGUGACAGAGUAGAGGGCGAGGACAGGGAGCAGCACUCGCCGCUCCUGGACGCCCUAGAAGCAGCAGCGCCCCGGGCCAUAGCGGGCAAGGGGGGGAUCAGCAGGGCGCCCGGGGAGAGGGGAGGGGGGUGGAAUGAGCGGGUGGAUGGGGCGCUCCUGGGGAACCUGGGAAGUACAGGAGGUAUAACUUCCAUAGUGUGCGGGAUCUGCUGCGUGUGAUACGGAAUAAGUGCAAUCACUACCGGGAACUGCCGCCCGAGCUGCAGGAGCGUUUGGGUUCACUCCCCGAGGCUUGAGAGAUACUUCCGAGAUCGGUUCCCUCAUCUGUUGCUGGAGGUCUACCACGUGUUGCUGCAACACUGCGCCCACGACCCCAUCUUCACAAAAUACUUCGCCCCAGUGAUUCCCCAAUAAGCCAUAAGAUGUGGCGUUUAUAACUAGAAAGAUGAGCGCAACAUGUGUGCAAGCUCGCUGGUAGGUCUUUGUAGUUUAGCGUAUAACAGACAAAGCCUAUGUUUUGUCUAAUAAGCCUCUAAUGUUUCAUAUCG
Closterium sp. NIES-67 is the source of this 2584-nucleotide messenger RNA. The record is from the annotation of a GenBank genome assembly. NCBI's taxonomy places the organism in Eukaryota, Viridiplantae, Streptophyta, Zygnematophyceae, Desmidiales, Closteriaceae.